CCGCCUCGCGCGACACACACAUCGAAACAAGAGCCAUGCAAAUUUUCGUCAAGACUCUCACCGGCAAGACCAUCACCCUCGAGGUGGAGUCUUCCGACACCAUCGACAACGUCAAGGCCAAGAUCCAGGACAAGGAGGGCAUCCCCCCUGACCAGCAGCGCCUGAUCUUCGCUGGCAAGCAGCUCGAGGACGGCCGCACUCUCGCGGACUACAACAUCCAGAAGGAGUCCACCCUCCACCUUGUGCUCCGCCUCCGCGGUGGUAUGCAGAUCUUCGUCAAGACUCUCACCGGCAAGACCAUCACCCUCGAGGUCGAGUCUUCCGACACCAUCGACAACGUCAAGGCCAAGAUCCAGGACAAGGAGGGCAUCCCCCCUGACCAGCAGCGCCUGAUCUUCGCUGGCAAGCAGCUCGAGGACGGCCGCACUCUCGCGGACUACAACAUCCAGAAGGAGUCCACCCUCCACCUUGUGCUCCGCCUCCGCGGUGGUAUGCAGAUCUUCGUCAAGACUCUCACCGGCAAGACCAUCACCCUCGAGGUCGAGUCUUCCGACACCAUCGACAACGUCAAGGCCAAGAUCCAGGACAAGGAGGGCAUCCCCCCUGACCAGCAGCGCCUGAUCUUCGCUGGCAAGCAGCUCGAGGAUGGCCGCACUCUCGCGGACUACAACAUCCAGAAGGAGUCCACCCUCCACCUUGUGCUCCGCCUCCGCGGUGGUAUGCAGAUCUUCGUCAAGACUCUCACCGGCAAGACCAUCACCCUCGAGGUCGAGUCUUCCGACACCAUCGACAACGUCAAGGCCAAGAUCCAGGACAAGGAGGGCAUCCCCCCUGACCAGCAGCGCCUGAUCUUCGCUGGCAAGCAGCUCGAGGAUGGCCGCACUCUCGCGGACUACAACAUCCAGAAGGAGUCCACCCUCCACCUUGUGCUCCGCCUCCGCGGUGGUAUGCAGAUCUUCGUCAAGACUCUCACCGGCAAGACCAUCACCCUCGAGGUCGAGUCUUCCGACACCAUCGACAACGUCAAGGCCAAGAUCCAGGACAAGGAGGGCAUCCCCCCUGACCAGCAGCGCCUGAUCUUCGCUGGCAAGCAGCUCGAGGAUGGCCGCACUCUCGCGGACUACAACAUCCAGAAGGAGUCCACCCUCCACCUUGUGCUCCGCCUCCGCGGUGGCAACUAAUUGCCCUAAAUGCCUAGCAUUCGGACGCGUGCGUGAUUUAAAUCGCUCAGACAGUGCGCCGGCUCACAGUUUUUGUUCGUGUGCCCGGUGACUUUCUCUGUCUGGCGAAAACUCCACCGAAGACGAUGACGAAAACACCUUUGUAAUACGCAUACGCCUUGAAUCAAUCAAAGAAUAAAGUCUUGCGAC
Messenger RNA from Micromonas commoda, 1370 nucleotides. Its product is annotated as ubiquitin. Bases 36 to 1181 code for a protein of 381 amino acids. Gene Ontology annotation, molecular function: protein tag activity; ubiquitin protein ligase binding. Gene Ontology annotation, cellular component: nucleus; cytoplasm. The transcript has 3 exons. The record is from RefSeq and is a predicted model, not a curated record. NCBI's taxonomy places the organism in Eukaryota, Viridiplantae, Chlorophyta, Mamiellophyceae, Mamiellales, Mamiellaceae. Gene Ontology annotation, biological process: protein ubiquitination; modification-dependent protein catabolic process.